Molecule: messenger RNA, 2175 nt
Organism: Hyposmocoma kahamanoa
Lineage: Eukaryota; Metazoa; Arthropoda; Insecta; Lepidoptera; Cosmopterigidae
Gene: NUCB1
Product: nucleobindin-2
Exons: 12
Coding region: 90-1979 (629 amino acids)
Cellular component (GO): extracellular exosome; endoplasmic reticulum-Golgi intermediate compartment
Molecular function (GO): calcium ion binding
Source: RefSeq, a predicted model, not a curated record
CAAUUUCAUUUCAACAAAUGUGACGAAAUCUCCUUUUAUUUUCGAAUUUUUAUUUAUGCUGUUACUCUUCAAAUAACUGUGAAUACAAGAUGAAUAUGAAGUUGUUCACAAGUUUGUUGUGUCUUCUUGUGGUUUUCCACUGUUCAUACGCGCCGCCGGUGCAUCCGGACUCCGACAAGGACAACGACAGUGAAAUUAAAGAAGAGCUCAAAGGCACUGUUCAUUUGAACGGCACGGAAUAUAAUCCGGAAGACAUAAUGGAAUACCAUAGGUAUCUGCAAGAAGUCGUUCAAGCGCUUGAAAGCGAUCCUGACUUCAGGGAGCGGUUAGAAAAAGCGAAUGAGGAUGACGUCCGUUCAGGUAAAAUCGCUGAACAGUUGGACUUCGUGAAUCACAAUGUAAGGACAAAGCUUGAUGAAAUCAAGCGUCGUGAAUUGGAGCGUCUGCGCCACCUCGCUACUAGGCAAUACGAAAUUAACAACAAUUUGGACGUGCAUGGCAAAGUUUCGACAAACGAACAUCUUGAUCAUGCCAAUCCUCACACAUUUGAGAUUGAAGACCUUAAGAAGCUUAUCCUGAAGACCACGAAAGACCUGGAGGCGGCCGACCAGCAGAGAAAACGAGAGUUCAAGGAGUACGAAAUGCAAAAGGAGUUUGAAAAACAACAGAAAAUAGAACACUUAGACGAGCAGCAGAAAAAAGAAUUUGAAGAGAAGCUAAAGCAGGAAGAAGAAGCUAAGAAACACCACAAACCAGUAAAUCUACACCACCCUGUGAAGAGAGACCAUUUGUUAGAAACAUGGAAAAACUCUGACAAAAUGGAACCAAAAGAUUUCGACCCAAAGGUGUUUUUCAUGCUGCAUGACGUCGACGGCAACGGUGUGUGGGAUGCAAACGAAGUGAAGGCUCUCUUCAUAAAGGAAUUGGACAAGUUGUACGGUCCAGGAGGCCCGAAUAAAGACAUGCAUGAACGCGCUGAAGAGAUGGAACGGAUGCGAGAGCAUGUGUUUCAAGAAAAUGACAAGAACCGAGAUGGUCUCAUCGAUUUCCAAGAGUUCAUGUUGGAGGCAAAGAAAUCGUCCUUCAAUCAAGACGAAGGUUGGAAGUCUAUCGACGAAAAUGAGAUUUACACUAAAGAUGAAUAUCAACAAUUCGAGAAGGAGCGGCUCGAGGAAAUAAAAUAUCUGCAGCAGCGAGGAUUGUUGGAUGCUAAUGGCCAUCCAAUUCCCGGCGCUGAGCAUCAGAUAAAUCAAGCCAUCCACGAAAAGCGCAUGUUCGAUCAUCAACAGAAAUUGCAACAACAAUAUUACCAACAGCGACAUCCUGGACAGCAUCCACCAGGACAAGUACCUCAGUACCAACAAGUUCCACAAGUAUAUCAAGGACAGCAACAGUACCAGCAGCAUCCAGGACAGUUCCAAGCACCGCAUCAAGGUCAAUUCCAGGGACAGCAAGGACAAUUCCAACCACCUCCACAGCAAUAUCCAGGACAAGGUCAACAGCAACAACAGCAGUAUCAAGGCCAGCAACAACAGUAUCAAGGCCAACAACCCCAGCAACAUCACUAUCAAGGUCAACAGGCGUCGCACCAGCAGUAUCAAGGACAACCACCGCAGCAGCAGCAAUAUCAAGGUCAACCGCAGCAACAGCAGCAGUAUCAAGGCCAACAACAGCAACAACAGUACCAAGGUCAACAACAACAAUUCCAACAACCACCGCAAGGCCAAGCGGCUCCGAAAACAGGUCAAAACUUAAAUCAGCUGCCGCCUGUCAACGCUCAACCUUCUCAAGGUCAAGACCAAGCAAAGCCGCCUCAAGGUCAACCACCUCAAGGUCAACCACCUCAAGGUCAACCACCACAAGGCCAACUACCUCAAGGCCAACCACCUCAAGGCCAACCACCUCAAGGCCAACCUGAUCAAGCGUCAUUGCGACAGCAAACCUCCAACCAACCUCAAGCACAAAAACCACCCGCCUAAAUUAGAUUGUACUAGAACAAUCUAGACUAUUUAUUAUCCAUUUUUCGAUUCUAUUUUUUGUAACGUUCACAAAGGGUGCCAAAUUAAAUAUCACGCUUUUAUAAUCUGAUUUAUCUUAUUCUCUUGGUAAAAUUAUGUAGCAAUUUAAUUGUAAUUCGAUGGAGAUUUAUCAAAGUAAAUAAAGUUUUAAUACACC